AAAAAAAAAUCCAAGUCCCAAUGUUAAAAUUUUUAUUUACUGUCGUUUCCGCAUUUGAUAAACGAUACGAAAUAUUCUGCAGGCAUAAAAAGCAAUGACUAUUUUGAAAAUAUUAGGGAAAACUUGUGGUUUUAUUGGUUAUGUUAUACAAUAUGCUUGUGUUACUCACUGUACAUUUGAAUACUUAGGGGAUUUUGUUAUGUGUUCCGGUCCAUCUAUGGAGCCGACUUUAGAAUCAAACAACAUAUUGCUCACAGAGCAUGUAACACCUCGUUUGUUUAGGCUACAACGUGGAGACAUUGUUAUAGCAAAGAACCCAACAAAUCCCAAACAGAAUAUAUGUAAAAGAAUUGUCGGUUUACCGGGUGAUAAAGUAAAGGGAUAUUUCCCUAGAAGAAGUCAUAUUGUGCCUCGAGGUCAUGUAUGGUUAGAGGGGGAUAACUCGGGAAAUUCAUCGGACUCUAGAAUAUAUGGACCAGUUCCACUUGGGUUAAUUAGGAGUAGAGUUCUAUAUAGAGUUUGGCCUUUAGACAAGUUUACUUCAUUACAAGAACAUUGAUUACUUUAAAAUAUUCAAAGACACUUUUAUGUGUGUUAAAUUUUUAAAUAUAUA
Molecule: messenger RNA, 613 nt
Organism: Papilio machaon (common yellow swallowtail)
Lineage: Eukaryota; Metazoa; Arthropoda; Insecta; Lepidoptera; Papilionidae
Product: mitochondrial inner membrane protease subunit 1
Exons: 2
Coding region: 95-559 (154 amino acids)
Cellular component (GO): mitochondrial inner membrane peptidase complex; membrane
Molecular function (GO): serine-type endopeptidase activity
Source: RefSeq, a predicted model, not a curated record